AUUAAUUUGUCUUUCUUUCACUUUUACACCUCUUCAGUUCCUCCUCCAGCACUUUUUGUCUGUUUCCGAUCGUUUUCCGCACUCCUCAAUCUCGUAAUUAAAGACGAAACUCCUUUCCUUGGUGCCUAAUUAUAAUUGUGCUCCAAAAUCAUUAUUCACUAUCACUAUUAACUGUUUCCAUUCAGGUAUCAUAACAAUAUCUAACUCCUAGUUAUCAUGGAUGAAGAAUAUGAUGCCAUUGUUUUGGGUACUGGGCUCAAGGAAUGUAUUAUUUCUGGAAUGCUCUCCGUUUCUGGAAAAAAGGUUCUCCAUAUUGACCGAAACAAAUAUUAUGGUGGUGAAUCGGCAAGUAUUACGCCAUUAGAGGAUCUAUUCAGUAAAUUUGGCAAUGAAGUACCCAGCCUUGCAGAAUAUGGAAGGACUCGAGACUGGAAUGUUGAUCUCAUUCCAAAAUUUCUCAUGGCCAAUGGAUUGUUGGUUAAAUUAUUGAUACACACUGAAGUUACCAGAUAUCUUGAAUUUAAAGUUAUCGAAGGAUCAUACGUAUACAAAGGAGGCAAGAUCUUUAAGGUUCCAGCUGAUGAGAAGGAGGCUUUGGCGUCUAGUUUAAUGGGAAUGUUUGAGAAACGAAGAUUCCGUAGUUUCUUGUUAUUCGUUAAAGAUUUCAAAAAAGAUGAAAAAUCAACCUGGAAAGAUAUUGAUCCUUUCAAGACAACAGCUGCUCAACUGUAUGAGCAUUUCAAUUUAGACAAGGACACUGCUGAUUUCACUGGUCAUGCUUUAGCUUUGUAUCGAGAUGAUGACUAUCUCAGUAAACCAUGCUACGAUUUGAUUGAAAGAGUUCGCCUUUACAGUGAAUCUUUGGCGCGAUAUGGUAAAAGUCCAUACCUUUAUCCUUUAUAUGGUUUGGGUGAACUUCCUCAAGGGUUUGCUCGUCUCUCUGCCAUUUAUGGUGGUACUUAUAUGCUGGACAAACCAGUGGAUGAGAUUGUAAUUGAGAAUGGUAAAGUUGUCGGUGUAAAAUCUGGCGAUGAAAUUGCCCGAUGUAAGCAAGUCUAUUGUGACCCAAGCUAUGUACCUGAGCGGGUUACUAAAGUUGGUCAAGUAAUUCGUUGUAUCUGUUUACUCAACCACCCAAUCCCGAAUACCAAAGAUUCUCUCUCCACUCAAAUUAUCAUUCCUCAAAAACAAGUUGGUCGUAAAUCUGAUAUUUAUGUCUCUAUGGUAUCUUAUACUCACCAAGUCUCUGCUAAAGGCUGGUUCAUUGCUAUGGUAUCAGCUUUUGUUGAAACCAACAACCCUGAAGCUGAAAUUAAACCUGGACUUGAUCUUCUGGGUCCCAUUAAACAGAAAUUUGUAUCCAUUUCGGACAUUUACAGACCCAAAGAUGAUGGUGUGGAAAGCCAAAUAUUUAUUUCGGAAUCAUUCGAUGCUACAACUCAUUUUGAAACAACUUGUCUUGACGUAUUAGACAUUUACAAAAGAGGAACCGGUGAAGAGUUUGACUUCUCCAAAGUGAAACGUAACUUGGAUGACGAAGAAAACUAAUUAUGUCAAAUUUUGGAGAAAAAGGAGCAACAGGAAUCAUCCGCUAGUAUUCAGCAAGGUUUAAACAAGAAAAGAUUUUGCAAAAAGUAUCAAAGGACUCAACAGGAAAAAAAUAUGCUAUUCUAUAUCUUCAACCUCUUUUCUCACCUUGCCACUUCUAUCUCUUUAUUCUCCCCUAAAAAUGUUUCAGCUUCCUUUUACUUUUAUUACCGGUCUCAAAAUCCUCUCUUAAAUCUAAUCUAUUCUCACUCCCCUCCUUCACCAAUAAAAAAAACUCAUGUUGAAAGAUAUAUCUAAUAAUAUUAACGGUGUUGUAAAUGGAUCUUUAAUAACUGCUUGUCCUUUUUUUCUCAAAUAUGCACUCCUUAAUGCGCUUUUUCUCAUUCCUUUCACAAGAAAAAUCAGCCCAAGAAAAAAAAAUCUUUCUUCAGGUAACCACUUUCCAGCUUGUUUUUUAUCUUCACCACUUUUCGUUUCUACUUUUAUCUUCUUUCUUUGUAUUUCAUCUCCUCUGUAAGGAUUAAUUGCUUUUGGAAAAGUAAAUGAGUGUUAGAUUGUGAA
Messenger RNA from Tetranychus urticae (two-spotted spider mite), 2109 nucleotides. It is a transcript of the gene Gdi, whose product is annotated as GDP dissociation inhibitor. Gene Ontology annotation, molecular function: Rab GDP-dissociation inhibitor activity. Gene Ontology annotation, cellular component: cytoplasm. The record is from RefSeq and is a predicted model, not a curated record. NCBI's taxonomy places the organism in Eukaryota, Metazoa, Arthropoda, Arachnida, Trombidiformes, Tetranychidae. Gene Ontology annotation, biological process: small GTPase-mediated signal transduction; protein transport; vesicle-mediated transport.